ACAGAAUACAUCUCUAAGCAAAGUUCUAAGACUUUUCCACUUUACACCACAUAUUCACAUUCACUUGACUAUCUUUAGGUAAUGCCUAUGUCCUUCAUUUGUCUCUUUCUCAAACCCUCUCCACCUUCUCCUUUCUAUAAUACCCUUCCCUCUUACACUUUUAUUCCUCACACACACAAUAUCCAUCGAUCUUUCACCAUGGAAGAAGAUUCCAAAAGCUCCAGCGAAGAAAUUGAUCGAUCAUCCGAACACAACAAUGAUGAGAUGGGAACUGGAAGAUCCUACGAGUGUGUGUUUUGCAGGAGAGGCUUCACAACAGCACAGGCUUUGGGAGGACACAUGAACAUACACAGAAAAGAUAGAGCCAACAAGGCCAAACCUAAUUUUCCUCCUUCGAGUUCAACCAAGGUUGACGAGAGUUAUCACUAUGCAGAUCUUGGCCUAUAUUCUGCAUCCAAUCCAAGAGGGAAUUACUAUUCAUCUCUUCCUGAUCGAGAGGUAGACACUAAUUACAACUAUUGCCAUCAAUUGUAUUUUCCUUCUCACACGUGUGGUGCCAGAUCAUCACCACCUUCACGUGUACAAUAUGGUGAGGUGUUGUGUGUGGAGAAUCAAAGGGAUCCUCAGCUUCUGUUUGGACAAGAUUGGAGACAAAGGGGUUUGAGUUUGUACACUAAUCCAUUGUGUGUACAUGAAAAUAAAGACAAGAUAAACAACGGUGAAGAGGACGAUCUGGAUUUGGAGCUUAGACUUGGUCAUCAUCCAUAGCAUAAUAUAUAAUAGAGUACAUAUUUAUAUAUAUAUAUGUUAAUAUAUAUAAAUAUUUAUAACUAUGAUAAUUAAUGUCUGGCUUUUGGGCCUUUAUAUAUAUAUAUUUUCAUGGCGUGCAAUUGUAUAGAGAGAUGGGUUGCAAGUUGGAAGCAGAAAGAAGAUUUCUAUAGCGUGGAGGCUUCUUCAAGGGAGGUUGCAAGCUCGAGUUUCUGAUGAUGAGGAAGGUACUCAAGAUAUAUAUACGUUUUCAAUCUAGAGAAAAUAUCUACCUCUACUAUCUAGGGUUCUAGCAGAUGUUGUUAAUUAUCUGAAUGUUUCUUUUGCUGCUCUUUUUUGCUUAAUUAAUAUUUAUGUAUGCAUCUUCACGCUUGUCGCAUUGAAAAUUAGGUUAGUUACUUAAUUAUAUAUGCGUGUGCUUUUCCAUUUUUAAUAAAGUAAAAAAUCUCUACUUCUAAGCAAUCCAAUUCGAAG
Molecule: messenger RNA, 1242 nt
Organism: Cajanus cajan (pigeon pea)
Lineage: Eukaryota; Viridiplantae; Streptophyta; Magnoliopsida; Fabales; Fabaceae
Product: zinc finger protein 10
Source: RefSeq, a predicted model, not a curated record